Molecule: messenger RNA, 2363 nt
Organism: Cuscuta epithymum
Lineage: Eukaryota; Viridiplantae; Streptophyta; Magnoliopsida; Solanales; Convolvulaceae
Source: the annotation of a GenBank genome assembly
UUGGUCUUUAUCAGUGGUCAGGCCUACCUGGGUGCAACAAGUACUCAAGAGCCAUGAAGAUGAUGUUUAUCUAUCUCAAGUAUUAGAAGAAAAGCUUUUGGAUCCUAGUUCUCAUCCGGAUUUUGAAAAUAUUGAUGGUGUUCUGAGGUACCAGGGGAGGGUAACUAUUGACAGCUCUACGGAACUUAGAUACACCAUUUUCAGGGAACUACAUACAUAUGCUAUAGGGGGACACUCAGGAAUACAGGGCACUUACAUGAGGAUACGGAGAGUCUUUUACUGGCCAAAAAUGAAAGCGAACAUCACCAAGUGGGUCAAGAAGUGUGAGACAUGUGCCCGAACUAAAUCAUAAGGAGGUCCUUACCCAGGGUCGCUGCAACCACUGCCCAUACCUGACCAAGCAUGGAGCCACAUCAGCAUGGAUUUUAUAGAAGGGUUACCUAAAUCACAUGGUAAGGAUUUCAUCCUAGUGGUAGUAGACAUGUUGACUAAAUAUGGGCAUUUUCUGCACUUAUCACACCCCUACACUGCUGCCACGGUAGCUAUAGUGUUUCUAGACAGUGUUUUCAAAUUGCAUGGCCAACCCAUAGAUAUACUAACUGAUAGAGACGCGGUGUUCCUAAGUGGGUUUUGGAAAGAGUUGUUCAAACUCAUGGGAACACAUUUGAGCUAUACAUCUUCCUAUCACCCCUGAUGGGCAAACAGAGAGGUUGAAUCAGUGUUUAGAAGCAUACCUUAGAGCUAUGGCCCACCAAAAUCCCAAACAGUGGGUUCAAUGGAUAUCUUUGGCAGAAUACUGGUAUAACACCAAUUACCAUUCCAGCAUUAAGACUACUCCAUUUGAAGCCCUAUAUGGGUAUCUUACCCCAACAUUAUUCCUAUGAACUCAAUCUGGCUUCUCAAACACUGAUGCUAAGGAGCUAAUAACUCAAAGACAGAGGAUGUAGAAAGAAUUAAAAGAGAACCUUAAGUUAGCACAAGAAAGGAUGAAACACUAUGCUGACAAUAAGAGAUGUGACAGGGAGUUUGAGGUGGGUGAUUUUGUAUAUGUGAAACUACAACCUUACAGGCAACAUUCAAUUCAAUUAAGAAAAAAUCACAAGUUAGCUGCUAGAUAUUUUGGGCCGUAUGCCAUUGUGGAAAGGGUGGGAAAGGUGGCUUAUAAACUAGAUUUAACUGCGGAUGAAAAAAUACACCCGGUGUUUCAUGUGUCACUGCUGAAGCGUUGCAUUAGCCCUAGGGCGGAAGUGGUAGCUAAUCUCCCUCCCGUUGACAAUGACGGUUGCUUUUCUGUUAUUCCGUUGGCCAUCCAAGAGUCCCGCACAGAAGCCACAGGUCCUGCUCGUGUCUUCCUUCUGUUUUCUCUUAAACAAGGGGCAAGAGGCUGUGGAAGGAUGGGUAUCUCGUUAUAAACUUAAGAAGAUGUUUCCCCAACUGAUCCUUGAGGACAAGGAUCGCAAAAACGGGGGAGGUAAUGUCAUGACCUCCGCUGAAACGGCAGAAGGAAAAGAAGGGACCGGUUCAUUCAAAUGCUCCCUGGGCGGUAAAGAGGCUGAAGAGGAAGUUAAGGGGCAGGAAAUGAAAGAGCAAGUGGGCUGGAUAUAAUUUAUUAUGCUAGACAAUAUGAAUGUCAUUAAACCCAAGUUAUGUUAUAUGGGUUAUUACUAAAUUUAGAAGAAGAGAAAUAUAUAUAAAUGUAUUGUCCAUUUACAUCGCGGGAUAAGAAAUAACAAUCAACUAUUUCCUCUUUCUUCUUCUCCAAGUCUCUCCCUAUUGCAUUCUCUCUGGUCUUUCUUAUCUACGAUCAUUUAGUUUUCUUCUCUCCGGCAGGAAGAUCAUUACAAAAUGACUCUCAUUAAUGAGCCAUGACCACCUCCAGCCCCUCCCUGUCUCCACCCCUAGUGGGGAGGAGCCAAAGAAAGAAGUUUCUAAGAGGAGGAAGAUAUGGGAGACUCAAACAGAGGAGCAAGUGGAGGACACCAUGGCUUUGGACGGAGCAAAAAAUAGGGAGGAGGCAGGCUUUGCUCCAUAAGCCCGUCGAAGAUGUAGGUUGCAGGAUGGAGGUCACUCGCCAGAGGGAUUCUUCAGGUGUUAUGGCUGCGUCAGGAGUGUUUUUUAUUUUACUUUGUUUGCUACUUCAAUAAUUGUUUCUUUUAUUUUGAUGUUUGUUUCUUUGUUUACGUUCCACUUUGUAAGACGUUGAUUUUGGAUAUGGGAAUGAGGGGAGUAUGGCGACCGUUUUUGGCUUUGUGUUUCCCAAUAAUGGAUUAGCGAAUUGUAUUGCUGUGACGAUUAAUUCCGAGUCUGGUUCGAAUGAUAACGAUUGUCAGAUUGUUUUUGGUAUUUUGACCCAUACUCUGAAA